Molecule: messenger RNA, 649 nt
Organism: Hibiscus syriacus
Lineage: Eukaryota; Viridiplantae; Streptophyta; Magnoliopsida; Malvales; Malvaceae
Exons: 4
Coding region: 269-649 (126 amino acids)
Source: RefSeq, a predicted model, not a curated record
CAGCAAAUACGAGCAAUUUACUUGGAUUACUGUUUGCUGGUUACACUUCUUCAAAGGGUACAUUUCGAAGUGCAUUCUCGUCAGUGCCUUCUUCCCCCCUUGUGAUCCCUCUGAUACUGGCAGUGAGGCUGUUUUACAUGAGGCUGAUUCUCCUGCAAUCGAAUUCAAUCUGGUGAAUUGUCUUGUUUGGGUAUCACAUGAAGCUGCCAGAAGCUUUUCCCUUGCAGUUGAGUCACUUGAGUUGGAUGGAAGCUGUGCUGAGAUUGCAAUGGCUUGGAAUGGAAAGGACGUGCAUCAAUGGCAUAAAUGUAUUGCUCAUCGGGUAGCUGUUUAUGCUAUGUUGAAAACGAUAAUCGAAGUGGAGAUAUUGCUCUCUCAAGAAAGUCAUAACAAUCCAUCCCCAGUUAGAAAGAUCUUUACCACAGAGACAGGUUCGUUAGAGGAGUUCAUUGAAAGUCGGUUGAAACUGAGACAUCCGGAAUUGGUACAAUGGUUCAGAGUGGUAGAACUUCCAAGGAUGACAGGAUUUUUCAUUCCAUUGUUAAAGAAGUGGUCUAUGGAGCAUGCGGGAAGUGGUGUUGCAGGGAUUAUUAUGGCUAUUAGCUGCUGUGCUGCAGUAGAGCAAUUGUGUUCUGAACAUAUCUCCUGA